This is a messenger RNA of Octodon degus (degu), 1428 nucleotides long. It is a transcript of the gene Spr, whose product is annotated as sepiapterin reductase. The transcript has 3 exons. Gene Ontology annotation, molecular function: sepiapterin reductase (NADP+) activity. NCBI's taxonomy places the organism in Eukaryota, Metazoa, Chordata, Mammalia, Rodentia, Octodontidae. Gene Ontology annotation, biological process: tetrahydrobiopterin biosynthetic process. The coding region runs from base 86 to 874 and encodes 262 amino acids. The record is from RefSeq and is a predicted model, not a curated record.
CCAGGGCUCCGCCUUGCGGGGUAGAGGGCUUGGUCGCUUUCCUGCACCGCCUGAGGUCCCAGCGCCGCUCGCGGCCGUAGGCGACAUGGAGGACGGCGUCCUGGGCCGCGCCGUGUGCGUGCUCACCGGUGCCUCCCGCGGCUUCGGCCGAGCACUGGCCCCGCUCCUGGCGAAGCUGCUGUCGCCCGGCUCGGUGUUCCUCAUAAGUGCUCGCAGUGACGACGCACUACGACAGCUGGAGGCCGAGCUGGGCGCGGGGCGGCCUGGACUGCGCGUGCUGCGGGUUCCCGCCGACCUGGGCACGGAUGCGGGCUUGCAGCAGCUGCUUGGGGCCCUGCGCGAGCUGCCCAGGCCCCAGGGCCUGCAGAGACUGCUGCUUAUCAACAACGCGGCCACUCUUGGAGAUGUUUCCAAAUGCGUCCUGAACCUGAGUGACCCCGCUGAAGUGAACAACUACUGGGCUCUGAACUUGACCUCCACGCUUUGCCUGACCUCCCAUGUUUUAAAGGCCUUUGAAAACAGUCCUGGCCUCAGCAGGACUGUAGUUAACAUCUCAUCCAUCUGUGCCCUGAAGCCCUUCAAGGGCUGGGCAUUGUACUGUGCGGGGAAGGCUGCCCGUCACAUGAUGUUCCAGGUCCUGGCCACAGAGGAGCCUAGUGUGAGGGUGCUGAGCUAUGCCCCAGGUCCUCUGGACACAGACAUGCAACAGUUGGCCCGGGAGACCUCUGUAGACCCAGAUUUGCGGAAAACCCUGCAGGAGCUGAAAGCAAAGGGGCAGCUGGUAGACUGCAGAACGUCAGCCCAGAAACUUCUGAACUUGCUGCAAACAGAUGUGUUCGAGUCUGGAGCUCAUGUGGAUUUCUACGAUAAAUAAGUCCAUGUCCUUGGCCUCCUGGGCCUUCCAUCCUUACAUCCUGCCAUAGCAGCCUACACCACUGCCUGAUGCAGAGAAGCCCUCGUGCCUCCUGGCCUGCCUCUUUGUGCGACUAGUAGAGAAUGACUGGCAUCACCAGCCAGGCAGAGUCUAGGUUGUGUAUCCUGCGUGAUGAGGCUUCUGUAGGAGGCUGUGGGAGAGGGUAUGGAUGUUGGUGUUCUCUCUCCUUAAUAGAAAUUUAGGGAUGCAAAGAACAGAAAAAGAGCAGUUGAAACACUGAAGAGAAGAGUUUGGGUCUCUUGCCUAUAGCCAGUCUGUGAGGGUGAGGGGGUAGAGACCGGGUGUGAAAUAGGAGGACCCAUGUAGAGUCACAGGUGGCCUGGGGGGAGGGGGGACACACAGUUCCAACCAACAUGGAUGUCCCUUGCUUAGGGCAGUGACACCCUCUGUUGAACUUUGUGUCCUCAUUCUGGCCUUCUCCCUCCAGAACUUGCUAUCCCUCCCUCUGCUGGGCAUAGCAAAGCCAGUUACAAAUAAAAUGAGCAUUAACUCCU